AUGACCGAACAACCACACGACGUCGAUAACAACUCUGACAAUAAUUCUGACAAUGUGUUUAAAUUUGCGCCAGAUGCCCUUAGACCGACCUCUACCACGCCAAAUGCUCAACAAAUAACACCGUAUCUUCAUUUCGCAUCACAAGACCUCGGGAAAUUGUUCGCACAGCCAUCGGCAAAUGUAGAGACUCCUUCGCUCACCUCUCAAGAACAACCGAGCGAGCAACAUUCACAUUCUCCGCUGUUUCGCAAAAUAGCAAGACCAAUACCUCCGUCACUCAAUACGAAUUUUACUCCCGUGCUAAAUAACAACUCAAACACAGGCUUUGCCAUGAACAACAAUAACAUAAACAAUUUUAUCGGUAUGACGUAUUCUCCAUCUGAUAUUCCAGAAUCCUCUCAUCGCCGAAGAGACAGCAAUGUAUCGGCAAUGUCGAUUCAAAUGUACGACACUCCUGGCCAUCAACGUCGUGAUAGCAACGUAUCUGCGAUAUCCAUGCAACUUGACACUCCCACUUCAUUGAGUGAGAACGAAUCGGGCAACGAAGAAGACAACUCUGGUUUUACCAUGAACGCUAACAGUGGCAAUAUGUAUAAUAUCAGUACCAAUAAAACGUCUUUUGUAUUCCCGUUUCCGUUUAUCCAGAAACCACUCUCACGUCCGGGAACACCCACAACAGCUCCAUCCACUCCUCCAAAGUAUCCACUUGCGUCACAAGUGAUAAGAUCAAAUCUUUCUCUGGCCGGAAUGCCACAGUUGAUUAGAAGAAGCAGCAUGAGCGAUUUGAAUGUUGAGACUUGUUCGUCGGGUGGUGGCAUGUUUUCAGACUCGAGAAGCGAAAAGCCGUCACCUGUUCAGCGGCCCGUAAGAGCCAGAAGAGCUUCGUUAUUGCCGAAGACAAAAUCAUUCACACGUAUCGCAAACGAAUUGCAAGAAGAAGCUCGCCCGAUAGAGGCAGAGAUUAAGGGAGAAUACAAGACCACCAAAGUACUCAAAAACGAACCUGAAAAAGUGCCUGAACUUAAUCAAAGACAUCCCGAGGAAUUGGUCACCAACUGGCUGAAUUUAAGAGACGUACAAUUUUCACCGCCUUACUCAAAAUCGAAUUCCGAGGUUGAAAUGACGUAUCGACAAGACACAACAUCGCCCACGCAGUCUAGUAUUGGUCCAUGGCCGGUCAGUGGGCGAAUAAAGCGAAAAGCUUCGGAUGAAUCACAUUUUAACCCAAAGCGGCGUGCGGUAUCCCCCAGUCACAUAGGCAGUCCAUCGACACUAUCAUCUCCAGUAGCCAAUUCUCCUCCCUCGAUAGCCGGCUCAUCGGGAUCAGCACCGUCCACUCCAUCUCAUAAUAUGUUCAUGAAGGAUUGGUUAUAUAAGAAUUUUCAUAAUCAUAGUAACUGCAAUAGCGAUGGAAACAUGGGUGGCAGCAAUAGUAGCAACGCUAAUGUCAAUGCCGAAACCAGCGUUAAUGCCAGCGCAAGUGCAAACACUGAAGAAGACACUGAAAAUAUGGAACGUGACAAUAAUAAUGUUGACGGCGAUAACAUAGAUACCAAUGAAGACGAUGGUAAUAGGAAAAACAAUGCCGUCAACAUUCAUGAUACGAAUCGCAGGUUCAGCACGAUGAGUUUGAACGAAGAAUAG
Molecule: messenger RNA, 1644 nt
Organism: Paraglomus occultum
Lineage: Eukaryota; Fungi; Glomeromycota; Glomeromycetes; Paraglomerales; Paraglomeraceae
Source: the annotation of a GenBank genome assembly